AAAGGGGGGUCGGCAAAUGACUGCUGAAACUGUCUGCAUAGUGGGACUGCUGCACGCAAAUGCAUCGUGGAAGUAGCCGUUAGCAUACCAGCUAGUCACUAAACUCGCGUUGGUGCAUGUGGAGGAAGUAGGUGUGCGCUUCCUAACGUUUUGUUCAGCGCACGUUGUUGGACCUGAGAUUGACGAGAGGGGCAACCUGAGGAUUGCCCGUACAUGUGCCCAGAUUUGCUGCCAGUAAAGAAAAAGCUGCCAUGGAUCGGGUCCAACCAACCACAGUACCAGAGGGGUUCCGCUACGAGACUCGCUACGUUGUCCUCAGUUACCUGGGCCUGCCACCGGCCCUACGACCGUCAGAAGCGCGACCCACCUCUGCAGAAGGUGGCGAUGUGAAAGAGGAGGAAAGAGAGAGGAACAGAAGAAUAAGGUCAGAGAUCGACUCCGAGUUGAAACUACUGGAGGAGGAGAUUGCAGCCUCGUCCUCCACGAGCGGCUUUGACCGCCUCUCGUCGGCGGUGUUCAGCCCAGCCCAGGGGGACAGCUCUGUGGAGGACAGCCUGGCCGUGCUGGGGGACCGCGUGGCCCAGGACCUGGAGCCGUACCUGGCCAACGCCGCCCACACACUGCUCAGUGGUUCACUAGACUACGAGAGCUUUAGGAGUGCUGUUCAGGACGUGUGCUCCCACACACAGGAGGGCUGGAACCAGGUGCUGGUGCCUUUAGUGUUGCUGCAGCGGUUACAGGAGGACGGCGAGUCUGUUGCCACGGUGCUCUCUUUAGGGAUGCGCCUGCUGGAGGAGGCACAGGCCGACUUCAUCAUCCAGCAGGGAGGAUGGGGUGCUGUGUUUAGCUUGGAGGAAGCCGAGGACGCUGGCGUGAUCAUCGCCGAGGACAGCAACGAUAUUUACAUCCUGUCGGGCGAACAGCUCCCCCCCGACCACCUCAGCCCGCCGGCGUCGCUCCUGGCAACGGCUGAGAGCAGUGGUCCCGCCUCGUGGCAGACAGAGAGCUUGGCCGCGUCGCUGGUGUCGGGACACGAGUCGUGGGCACAGGUGGGCAUAAUGGAUCCUGAGGAUGCCAAGAGUCUGGACAGCAACGAGGGCGUGGUAGCCCUGGCAGAGGAGCGCAGCGAGAACAACUCCUCCAACUCGGACAUCGUCCACGUGGAGCGGGAGGAGGCGGAGCUUCUGGCCGAGGGGGAGGAGCUCCAGGAGAGCAUGAUGAGCGUGCUGGGCACGGAGAGCGAGCUGGCCGAGCUCCGGGCCGAGCAGAAGCAGGAAGAGGACGGAGCCGUCCCCGCUGCCCUCUCCGCCGCCGCCGCCCCGCUAAGUCACACGGCGCUCCUCCCAGACGCCCCGCAGCCGCUGCUGGUGCUGGAGGAGCCGGUGCUGAUGGAGGCGCCCCCCAGCUUGGAGGCGGUGCCCUCACUUCCGGUGUCGGCCGCCGCCGAGGUACCACCGGAACCUGUCCCCGAGUCCAAACUGGAGCCCCCUGCCCCGGUCUCUUCUGCCCCGGCCCCUGAGCCUCUACUAGAAGCCCCCAGUGUAGCUGUGGUGGAGUCCCCUCGCCCCCCAUCACCCGUGGCCCCCCCUGCCCUUGAGCCCCAGCCUGAGCCAGCAUUAGAGCCAGUACCAGCACCAGAACCAGCACCAGAACCAGUAGUGGAGCCCGUGGUGGUAUCAGAGCCUGUGCCCGUCCAGGAGGCACAGCCCGAGGCCCCCCCGGAGGUCCCGGAGCCCAAAGCGGCAGAAGUGGCAGCUGCACCGGUCCUGGAGGCCCCGGUUCCUCCGCCGGUUGAAGUGCCGGUCCAGACACAGGCAGCAGAACCAGCAGGCGAGCCAGAGCCAGAGCCAGAGCCUGAACCCAAGCCAGAGUCAUCGGAGCUGCCGGUCCUGCUGUAUGGUGGCGCCGCCCUGGUGCUCAUGGCGGCGAUUGCAGCCUAUGGAGCGCUGUCCUUCAGGAGGAAGUAGCACAGAGCCCUGCUGCCCCCCUCGCCCCUGCCACCCUGCUAUAAGCCUGCUCUCACCAGCCCACCCUUCGCCCACACCGGACCCACCGAGAUCUCAGCUCGGAAACCUGGCUGCCCUGGUGCCAAGCACCGGGCUCCGUCUGAAAUGUGCCCUCUUGCCCAACGCUGGGACUGUCUCACCUCAGCCUACCUCCCACCACACUGUUACUCUCCCGUCUCCAGUCAGGCCCGUUGGACUCGCGUCGUCUCAUGUGUCUCGUUCCCCACAGUCUCGUGAGGUGUAGAGUGUGUGUGUGGUUUAUGAUUUUGUUGUAGAAAACUGACACUUUGUCACUCCUGUCCAAUUGGAAGAGAACAUUUCUCGUCAUCAUAUGACCGCUGCUGUUAUUGUGGCUAUUCACGUGUGUGUGUGUGUGUGUGUGUGUGUGUGUGUGUGAGAGAGAGAGGGAGCGUGAGUGAGUGAGUUCCUGUUUCCGUGUAUGUGUGUAUAUUUCAUCACAGCUCCUAUGACCUUGGGAGGGGGGCUCAGUCUAGCAUCAUGUUGACCCCAAUAGGUGUCAUACUUUCAGUUAUGAUCUUUUCUUUCUUUCUUCCUUGUCGUCUGUUUUCCUCAUGCACUUACAGUAUGUAAUUAGCUUCUGUAGUCAGGCCGCUCUGGUUCUUCCACAUUCACUUCCUCUCAGCCGGAUCAGACAGACAAGUUUAACACUGAGGGGGAUCUAGAAGAGAAAUCACCUUAAAUUCACUGAGGCCGCCAACUUCUCAGUUUCAUUUUUAUUGGGGAACCCUUCAAACAAUGCUCCCCAGAGGGAAAAAGUUGAGCCGUCUGUUUUAAAUAGAGAGUAGAGACAUGCGAGAGGAGUGUAGCUACCAAAUUUCUUUCAAUGGAGCCUUUUUCUUCCCAUCAAUACUAGUUUAGUGAAUGGAGAAAAACAAUGUGCUGUUUUGCAUGGGCCUGUACACUCAAAUAGAGGCAUCACUUGAAGUUCUUCAAAGAACCACAUGUGCCUAUUUCCCACUGACACUGUCAGUGUUUGCUUUUAUUCUUCUCACUCUCGACAUGUGAUGAAAUGGAGAAUGACUACUACAGGGCUCUGACUUAGCCUUCCAUACACUUACAAUCCACAAAGGUGCAUCAGUCUGACCCAAUAUAAUGGAUGUCUUCUUGUUUGUUUGUUUGUUUGUUUGUUUUAAACUGCAGAUAUGGGUAAUCCUGAAAUACAAAAAUAACUCUGCUUUGAUAGAAAGGGGAGAUGUUAGUAUUUUAGUUCAUGAGAACGGGCUGAAUCAAGUUCCUAAACAAACGCCAACCCCAGCUGUUUUGAGACAAUGCAGAACUGGGCGUAACCUCUGAAACUCCUAAAUGACUCAUGCACAGAUACGAUCCGAUUGUUUGACCUAUAUCUGGCGUCUCAUGACGUCUGAGGCGCUGUUGGUUGAUUUAUCGAGAGCUUUAAACUUCAGCGUCAUGGGUCUAUCCAUAGAUGCCAUGGUGUCCAGUGAGUCUUAUAGUAAUGGCUGUGUCCUACACAUUCCUAGAUGGAGAUUAUGCGAGAUGGAGAGGGAUUGUACCCUGUGAAUGUGCUUGCAGUUCCUGCACAGAUGUGACGACCUCCUUCAAAUGUAGAUAGUCAGUCCUAGGUCUGUUCUAGUUAUUAGGGAGUGCUGAGAUAAGAGUUUGCCAUUCACCUGAGGGAGGUAAACUAACUGGAAAAAGAUAUCAAAAUAAGGCUCUGGCUCCUCAACCUGUACCUCAGCACAGUGACCUUUGAACUUAGACACUCACUGGACAUGGUGUCUUUGCUCACAGGAGCUGUAUGUUUGUUUUCCUCUUGCUCUUCAAUUAUUUUCUGCAGUUUUACCUUUUCUGUUUCAGAUUGUCUGAGGUUUAUGAUGAGCUGAGGUUGAAAAUAUGGAUAGUUUUGCUGAUGUUUUUUUUUUCUCUCUCCCUUCAUUAAAACUGUGCUGGAAA
This is a messenger RNA of Sardina pilchardus (European sardine), 3938 nucleotides long. It is a transcript of the gene bcl2l13, whose product is annotated as BCL2 like 13. Gene Ontology annotation, cellular component: mitochondrion; membrane. The coding region runs from base 252 to 1967 and encodes 571 amino acids. The record is from RefSeq and is a predicted model, not a curated record. Gene Ontology annotation, biological process: apoptotic process; regulation of apoptotic process. NCBI's taxonomy places the organism in Eukaryota, Metazoa, Chordata, Actinopteri, Clupeiformes, Clupeidae. The transcript has 8 exons.